AUGUCCGUCAGCCCAUCGCCGGAGAAAUCUUGGCAGACGAGAGCGUCGAAGGCCGCCAGCGUGCUGCCGCCGGGGGACAGGACAACCGCCUCCUGGUCGCCUGCCGCCAGGAUCAGCGGCUCCGCUACAGUGUCGUGCGUGCGAAGGGGGAACGGCUUGAGGGUGGGGACCACGGCCGGGGACUCGACUAGGCCGGAAAGUGACGGGAGGUUUGACCAUGUGGCUCCUGAAGACAACGUCACCGCGGCUUCCUUUACGAUGCCUGUGGCCAUCUUUUCUCGGGAUCAAAAUCGGCGUAGCAACCUCCAACGAACUCGUGUCCACAUGCCUGCCAUAGCUUCUAGAGAAAUCUCCGUGUUGAAAUAA
Striga asiatica is the source of this 366-nucleotide messenger RNA. The record is from the annotation of a GenBank genome assembly. NCBI's taxonomy places the organism in Eukaryota, Viridiplantae, Streptophyta, Magnoliopsida, Lamiales, Orobanchaceae.